This is a messenger RNA of Clonostachys solani, 954 nucleotides long. The record is from the annotation of a GenBank genome assembly. Lineage: Eukaryota; Fungi; Ascomycota; Sordariomycetes; Hypocreales; Bionectriaceae.
AUGGCUUUCAUGAAAAAGGGGUUCCCGACCCAGAUGCUUUUCCUCAUCGCUCUAGUGGUGUGCUUUAUUGGCAGCGCAACUGCUGAUUCAGUCUCCUGGGACGACGUUCUUGAUGUUCGUGGUAUCGAGGACAUUGAUUAUGAUACAUUCGAUUUGCAGCGUCGAGAUGAAGAGAGCUACCUUGAAGUCCGUAACGGCAACACUCCCCCAGUCUCACCGCUGACCAGCACACCACCUGGUACCCCUCGCCCUGUUUCCCCUUUGUCGCGACACAGCAGCACCAAGUCAAAUGACCGCAAGGACGCUGCUGGUGGUAGCAAGGCAUCUGGAGGUCUCCAUCGAUCAAACGCCAUUAAGCGUAAGGGUGGAAGAACCUCUAAGCGAUCUAACACUCCCCCCGUUUCGCCAUUGACCAGCACACCACCUGGUACCCCUCGCCCUGUUUCCCCUCUGUCGCGACACAGCAGCACCAAGUCAAAUGACCGAAAGGACGCUGCUGGUGGAAGCAAGGCAUCUGGAGGUCUCCAUCGAUCCAACGCUAUCAGACGCAAGGGCGGACGAACCUCCAAGCGAUCAAACACUCCUCCUGUCUCGCCUCUGACCAGCACACCACCCGGCACCCCCCGCCCUGUCUCUCCUCUCUCUCGCCACAGUAGCACCAAGUCAAACGACCGAAAAGAUGCUGGCGGUGGCAGCAAGUCAUCUGGAGGCCUGCACCGAUCAAACGCUGUUCGACGCAAGGGUGGCCGAACAUCGAAGCGAUCCAACACUCCUCCCGUCUCUCCCCUGACCAGCACGCCUCCUGGAACCCCUCGUCCUGUAUCCCCUCUGUCCCGCCACAGCAGCACCAAAUCAAAUGACCGAAAGGACGCUGGUGGCGGCAGCAAGGCAUCUGGGGGCCUGCACCGAUCAAACGCCAUUAAGCGUAAGGGCGGCCGCAAUGGUGGAAAAUAA